AUGGCGACGACUUGGCGAGACAACUCCGAUCUUGUCGGGCGCUUCAAAGCUCUGGACGCUGCCAGCGUGUCUGUCGCAGCACCCGUCAUCCCGCCGCCAUCAAACGUCGAGCAGCGCCUGCAAGAGCUGGGUCUAAGUUGGUCGCAAUUGUCUUCUGCUGCCAUGCACGCCGUGCUGUGGGACACUGGAGUAGUUGUGGGCUCGGUGGCAUCGGUGGAUACGUACUUGCAAGUGUACGUUCCAUGCGGGGUGUCCAUGAGCGGCAUUUUUAUCUCCAAGGACGAGUUUACCACAUUGCAACCCACGACGGACUGUUCUGGACCUGGCGGUACCAAGUACGCGCGCCAGCAAGGCGCGAUCGCAUCCUUUGCAUUGCUGGACCGCUUCACAAAGUGUGCUAUAGCAGAUGCUCAGCUGGCCAGUGCAAACACGACCAGCGCCUCGUAUUCCCAGGACGCCCUCCAGACUUUAGACGUUCCAUCGGUUCGACUGCUGCUUCACCGCGACGGGAGUGGGGCCACCAGGCCUGUCAUUCACACAUUUGUCGACCCGGUUUUGAGUUCUACCAGCGCAUCCUGUCCCCUCGUUUCCCAGUCUGUUGGCUUGACGAUUCCAUGCGAAUCCAGGCUCAACCAACCGGCCAACUCGAUCAACAAGUGCUUGCCCACACCGAGCUCAGCCAUGACGGCAUGGCUUUCAAGUAUCAAGUCUUCGUCAGCGUCAACUUCUGCAUCCGACACAGCAUCCGCGGAUGGUCUUUCAACGCCGGCGAUUGGAGUCAUCGCCGGAGGGUGUGCUGCCGUCGUUGUCCUUGUGCUAGGCAUGUGCUUCUACCGGCGGUGGAAGGGGUCGCAACAGCUGCAUGCCCAACUCCAGUCCGGGCCAUACAAUCCCAUGCCGCCUACCACCAACCAUUCGAUCUCGAACGUGCAAAUCGGCGACGCCGUGCCACCGAAUUGCACAUCGCGCAACGCCCCCGACGCCGCACUGUCGUCGCUGCACAAGGCAACCAGUGCCAAGCUCGAUCAAAUCCCGGCGCACCUGCGGCUGCCGUUCGCCUCAAUCUCGCGCACGCAACUCUUGGCCACGGGCGUUCGCAGCGAGGUCUACUACGGGCGGUACAACCACAAGUUGGUGGUCGCGGUCAAAGUCAUUACGCCCGACAAGGUGCAUGACCAGGAAAACAUCGAAGCAUUCGCCGAGGAAAUCCGGCUCAUGGCCAUGUUUCGCCACCCGAACAUCGUCGCGCUUGUUGGAUAUGCGUGGGACACGUCGCUCGGGUCGCUCACGGCCGUGACAGAGUACCUGUCGCAAGGCAACUUGUCGCGCUUCUUGACCGAGACCCCUGGGUUGCACUGGGACCUGAAGGCGUCGUUAGCUCUCGACGUGGCGCGAGCGCUGCAGUACUUGCAUGGGCUCCUGCAGCCCAUGGUGAUCCAUCGCGAUCUCAAGUCCACGAACAUCCUGCUCGACUGGCCUAACGCCAAGUUGUCUGGAUUUGGUGUGUCGAGACAGGCGAUGGAGGACGAGACGAUGACGGCGGGCGUCGGCAGCGCGUUCUACAUGGCCCCGGAAGCGCUGCGCAGUGGAUAUUACACAGUGUCGGCGGAUAUGUACUCGUUCGGGUGUGUGUUGUGCGAGCUCGACACACAGCAGCCACUUUACGCGAACGUCGCUGUUCCAAACAAGCGAAUCAUGUACUUCAUCCUGGAAGAAGGCUUGGUGCCGUCCGUGUCGGCGACCUGUCCGCCAGCGAUCCGAGCGCUAGCGGAGCAAUGCUUUGACCCGGACCCUUCGCUCCGCCCCACGGCCUUCGACGUUGCGCGGGACCUCGACGCGUUUGUAAACGGCAAGGGCGACAAUGGUGGCGGGCUGGUGUAG
Molecule: messenger RNA, 1881 nt
Organism: Aphanomyces invadans
Lineage: Eukaryota; Oomycota; Saprolegniomycetes; Saprolegniales; Verrucalvaceae
Product: TKL protein kinase
Exons: 2
Coding region: 1-1881 (626 amino acids)
Biological process (GO): protein phosphorylation
Molecular function (GO): ATP binding; protein kinase activity
Source: RefSeq, a predicted model, not a curated record